Messenger RNA from Strongylocentrotus purpuratus (purple sea urchin), 2573 nucleotides. RefSeq names its product sodium channel and clathrin linker 1 (gene sclt1). The transcript has 12 exons. Gene Ontology annotation, biological process: centrosome cycle; clustering of voltage-gated sodium channels; cilium assembly. Gene Ontology annotation, cellular component: centriole; centrosome. Lineage: Eukaryota; Metazoa; Echinodermata; Echinoidea; Camarodonta; Strongylocentrotidae. The record is from RefSeq and is a predicted model, not a curated record. The coding region runs from base 102 to 1511 and encodes 469 amino acids.
GUAUGUAGGACAAGGAUCUAGGUGAGCUACGUAGUCGUGUCCAGUCCUCAGAGGGUAGGAUACCAGGUCUUGAAGAGAGAGUCAAGGAGCUGGAGUUGACUAUGGAGCUCAUAUCUCAAGAGAAUAUGAGAUUACAAGGAGCUAAGAAGGAGCUAGAAGACAGGAUUAAAGCUCUGCAUCAGAGAUGUACAGAUGCUGAUUGUCGUGAAUAUGAAGCAACAGUGCAAGUAAGGGAGAGUAUACAGAUGUCAGAAAAUGCAUUGCUAGAGAAAGACCAGGCUAUGAUCCGAGAGCAGCAGAAAGAAGAGGAAGUGAGAAGAUUAGCGGAUGCUCUGGGUAAACUAGUCAAUGAUGCAGGCAAACGAACAAGACAAGAAGUAGACAGCAUCAGAAAGCAAUGUAAUACUAAUAUUGCUAAGCUGAUGGAGGAGGUUACAGCCUUAGAAACGGAGAAUGCUGAGAAACAAGCUGAGAUAGAAAGAGCAAUCAGAGAGAAGAGGGCAGUAGAGCAUGAGCUUGAACAGAUGUAUAAAGAAGGCACAGCCGUGACGGGAGACCAACGUAUAAAUGAGUUACAGAAUAGGAUCAUUGCAAUGGAGAGAUUAAAAGAUGAAACCUUGAUAAGAGCUCAACAGAUAGAGAAGAACGUGCAGAGACAAGAGUACAGUCAUGAGGAAGAGAAGUCUAGGAGUUUACUCGUAACAGACCAGCUGAGAGGAAGACUUGAGAAGUUAUCGAGAGAGUGUGAAACCUUAUCAGAUGAGAGACUGAGAUUGACUGAAGAUAAUGAUAACCUCAAGAAGAAGAUGAUAGAGUUACGCAGAGAGAAGGAGGAUACAGGGAGAUCAGCUGCUAAAGAUUUGAUCAGUGUAGAACAUGAGAUGAGUAUGAUGAGGAGAGAGUAUGAGGCUCGUCUGGAGAGUGUGGAGGAGAACAGCAGACAAUCUACCAAGGAACUCAGACAGAUGGUCCUCACUCAACAGAGGAUGAGCUCAAAAUGGAAAGAAGAAUGCAGAGUUCUGGGUCAGAAGUUUGAGGGCAAGAUAUCUGAACUAAGAUCUCAGCUUACUAUGCAGAAGAAGAGGAAUGAGGAUCUAACCAAUCAAAAACAGCAACUCAAAGAACAGAACGUACAGAAUGAGCAGCUUCUAUCUGACCAGAGGGAUGUGAAUAGGAAGCUACGUCAGAAAGUUGAAUUAGCUGAACAUCAAGCUACUGAGGUCACUAGAAAGUUAACUGAUAGAUCAGCGAGAGAGAGAAGACUAGCCCAUGAUAAGAAGCAGCUCCAAGCUCAGCUUGACAAGAUCAGAACAGAACUGACUAGAUCAGACAGAGGAGGCCAUGUGUCUCUACACCUACCUACACCACACCUAAGUGCUACAUACAACCAGCCUAAACCAAGCCAUCCUACUAGUGGGUUCAUAAGAGAUAGAGCACCUUCUAUUACAAGCUCUCAUCAUAGCUACAAGUCAUCGCGUAGCAGGAGCUCAUCACCAGAAUUUAGUACAUAAAAUGUUUAGCCGUCCGUCCAGCUAUUUAUUUAUUUAUUUAAUCCAAUAUCAAGGAUUUUAUAGAAGCAAGCCAAUAUCAUUAUAGAAAUGUUUUUUCUGAGUUUAUGUGAACUUUUCACAGAUACACAUCAUUCUGUAAAUCUGAUAUGAAAAUCCUUUUAACUGCUCUCAACAUUUAGGUUUUUAUUCUUGUUUAUAAACAGAUCCUACUGUAUUUAACAUAGUCUAUCUUGAAAUAUGACCAGGGCCCCAUCUUAUAAAGAGGUGAUGUAAAUUGCAAUUCAUUUGCUAUUGAUGUCAAUCACAACUAUGUACAUAAGAUAUAAUAGACUGCAAACUUGCGAUUGAUUGGAGCAUUUGUGAUUGAUCAAAAGAUCAAUCACAACUCUUUAUAAGACGGGGCCCAUCAUGUAUUGCUUGUGUUCACUUAAAUCAUAUUUUGCUAUUUUGUGUGUUGUGUGUACUACUAUGCUCUUCAACUAUACUAUGCUGUGUGAUACAUGUUUGUGUUGUAAUGUGUUGUGUUAGUCAGUCUUGAUAUUAGAAAAAAAAAAUGAGUAUCGUUAGGUAUGAAAUUCUAAAUAUUUAGAUUAUUUCAGAUUGAGGUUCCUUGUGGCUAUACGAAUAGUUAAAUUGGAGUUGUGAGGUAGUCUAGACCUUUCAUUCAGACAAUUGGCCAAAUUAUGGACAGUCUAAUGUCUGGUGUGAUGUCACUAUGAUUCGCAGCUGAUCAGGCCUUGCUUUGAUCCAACUGGGAAGCAGACAAUACCAAGCUUUUACAAGUUAACUAUACAUAUAACCAUUACAAAGGCUUAUUUAAAGCAUUGUGUGUUAACAUGCCCCUCCAGUGUCUCAUAAACACAGGUCAUGUUACAGUGGAAAACACUCUGUCCUUUCCACAGGAGAGCCACCACCUUUGAACAGUAAGAACCCACUGCACUAUUUGUAUAAGAGUAGGGGGAAACCCUGGUGUAGUGGUCCACCUGCACAAACCCCAAUCAGUUAUAUCGGGAGGAGAGAGCCGAGAUUCAUAGUGAUUCAGUUCGCUUCCCCCCCCCCCCC